AUGCGUUUCAACACUCUGGUGGGCCUCGGCCUUCUGGCAGCCGAGUCUGCCCUUGCAGUCCCCUGCCCACCGGCAAGCGUGACAACCGCAACCCUCGAUGUGACUACUACCGCCACGCUGAAUAUCACUGAUGCGGCGACGGACACCGUUACAGACACUGUGUUUGAGACCAAUACCGUUAACUCAACGGCCGUCGUCACUUCUACCGAGGUGGAUCGUGUUGCUACGACUAGUACUGCUACUGUCAACGCCACAGUGACUGAGUUUACCACUGUCAACUCAACGGUCUUGUUCACGUCCACAGAGACCGAUGUGGACGUUGCCACCACAACUGCAACUGUUAACUCUACUGCUGUCUUUACCAUUACAGAGACAGAAGAGGUCACCAGCACCGCGACCAACACUGUUAACAGCACAGCUCUGUUCACGACUACUGAGGUUGAUGUCGAGACCAGCACCGAGACUGCUACAGUCAACUCUACGGUGCUGUUCACGUCCACAGAGACUGACUUCACUACCGAAGCGACUACUGCUACAACUGUUGUCUUGGUCACAAACUCAACUACCGUCACUCAGACUUCCACGGUCAAUGCCACAGAGACCGCUUUUGAGACCGAUACGGUUCUCACCACUGCUACGGUGAACGCUACCUCAACUGUCAAUGUCACGGCUACAACAGUCGAGACUAACACGGCUUUCGUUACUUCUACUGUUGAUAUCACUGCGACAGUGAACACUACAGCAACAGACUUUGUUACUUCAACUGUCAACACUACGGCCACUUCAUUCGAAACUGAUACGGUUCUCACCACUGCAACAGUCAACACGACUGCAACAGACUUUGUUACUUCGACUGUUAACACUACGGCGACUGCUUUCGAAACCGAUACGGCUUUCACGACUGCAACUGUGAACACCACUGCUACAGACUUUGUCACUUCGACUGUCAACACUACAGCCACUGCUUUCCAGACCGAUACAGUGACUUCUACUGUUAACACUACGGCCACUGCUUUCCAGACAGAUACAGUGACUUCAACUGUCAACACUACAGCCACUGCUUUCGAGACUGAUACGGCUUUCACGACUGCAACAGUCAACACCACUGCUACAGACUUUGUCACUUCGACUGUCAACACCACAGCCACUGCUUUCCAGACAGAUACGGUGACUUCAACUGUCAACACUACAGCCACUGCUUUCCAGACCGAUACAGUGACUUCUACUGUUAACACUACGGCCACUGCUUUCCAGACAGAUACGGUGACGUCAACUGUCAACACCACAGCUACAGCCUUCGAGACUGACACGGUGACCUCAACUGUCAACAGUACUUCCACGGCCUUCCAGACUGAUACUGUCUUUACCACUGCAACUGUCAAUGCUACUGACACAAGCACGGCCACUGUGACAACAACCCAGACUGUCUUUGUAACAGCCACAGGAACUCCCACCGACGUGACAUCUACCGAGACCAGCACUGAGACUGCGACUGUCGAUGCGACUUCCGUAGUGACUGACACUGUUAAUUCAACUUCUACAGUAGUUGUUACUGCCACUGUGACAUCCACUGUUGAUACCCCAUCCACAAGCGCCAGCACAUCUUCUUCUGACGCUGCAUCCUCACCAGCAGCUACUUCAUCUCCCGCAGCGGCUGCCACAACCACUACCACAACAGCUGCUGCUGCGGUUACUACGAGUGCUUCUAGCGAUCCUGCUGCUUCAGAUACUACGUCUUCGCCAGCACUGGCCUCCUCUGAUUCUACUUCUGCCGCCGCUACUGGAACAGCAACAACCACCGUUACUACGAGUGCCACUGGAGCAGCUACCACUUCAUCCGCUGUCGAUGGCGCUCCCGUCGAUGACACUCCUACGACUUCAUCGGCUAGCCCCGCGGGCACUACGACUGCAACUACUACUGUUGACCCCGCUACCACAACCGGUGCCUAG
Messenger RNA from Fusarium subglutinans, 1950 nucleotides. Its product is annotated as cysteine-rich acidic integral membrane. The coding region runs from base 1 to 1950 and encodes 649 amino acids. The record is from RefSeq and is a predicted model, not a curated record. Lineage: Eukaryota; Fungi; Ascomycota; Sordariomycetes; Hypocreales; Nectriaceae. The transcript has 2 exons.